CUUCGCGUCAGUAUAAAUGUUUUUAAUCUCAAUAGACAAACGCGAAACAUAAGAUACGUAGUAAUUCGGUGAUCAAGGCGCAUGUGUCCAUGUUUUCGACGGUGUUUGACUGCGUUUGACUUUCUCGCUCGCCGCCAUACUUGCAAGGCUUGAGUGUAACCUCCGUACGACACAGUAGCAAACACAGUCGCGCGACGCGAACAUUGAACACACGGUUGCCCGCGUCGCCGACGCCGCCGUCGCAAUUAAAUCCACACGCUGAGCUGCCGGCAUGUGAUUGUCGCCCGCGAGUGUCCGCAUCGCGAUGUCUGUGCAUUACAAGUUCAAGAGUGCGCUCGAAUACGACACGGUCACGUUCGAUGGCCUGCACAUUUCCGUCAAGGACCUGAAGAUCGCCAUCAUACAGCAGAAACGCAUCGGCAAGAACACCGACUUCGAUUUACAGGUCACCAACGCGCAGACCAAGCAAAUCUACGAAGAUGAGCAGUCGCUGAUACCAAAAAACACAUCGUUGUUGAUCGCGCGCGUGCCGCAGGCAGCGCAGACGAAGGCGAAGACCUGGGAAGGAUACGGUCAUGAGACGGUGCAAUCAUCGCGCCAGGAUGACGGCGGGCCGAUCGCCAAAGCGAUGGACUUGGCGAGCCUCGACGCGUCUGAAAGCGAUAAGAUUCUCGCCAUGAUGAGCCAGAGUACACAAGACUACGAUCCCAGCAAUUACGUAAAAAUACGUGGCUCUAACCAGGUUGGGCAAGUGCCGCACAACUAUCGGUGUUAUAAAUGCCACCAGGCGGGUCAUUGGAUCAAAGAUUGUCCAUUGUCACAAAGUGGUGAUACGAUAGACAUCAAGAAGUCAACGGGCAUUCCACGUUCAUUCAUGGUGGAAGUAGAAGGACCGCAGGUGCAAGGAGCCAUGAUGACACCGUACGGAUCGUUUGCUGUUCCUGCUUUGGAUCAUCAAACCUACACGCAGAAAAACCAGCCGGCGCCGGCGCCACUGCCCGUGCAGAAAACCGACAUACCCGAAGAUCUCGUCUGUUCGAUCUGCAGCGACCUGCUCACCGACGCGGUUAUGAUUCCCUGUUGCGGUAACAGUUUCUGCGACGAAUGUAUUCGAAGCAGUUUGCUGGAGAGCGAGGAGCACGAGUGUCCCGACUGUCACGAUCGCGAUAUCUCGCCGGGCACGUUGAUCCCGAAUCGGUUCUUGCGGAAUAGUGUAACUAAUUUUAAAAGCACAACCGGGUAUGUUAAGCGGCAAAUAUAUAAACCGGCGGUUAUCGGGCAAAAUUCUAAUAGGAACGUGCGGGAGACCGGCAAGAACGGCAAGGUUAAAGAUGAGCCGGUCGAGAAGGUGAGCGAGUCCGUUGAGGUUAAUUCGCAGCUAGCGGCCACAGCCAACGACGAUACUGCCGAUUCCACCGAGAAGACAAUCAUCAGUGAAGCGGACUCGACCGAAACGCCGAAAACGCCGCUUUCGGACGGUACGAAAGAACCGCCGCCGACAAAGACAGUAACCGUUAAUCACGCGUUAUCCGAACUGCCUCCAGGUGUAUCUCCAACCCCGGAAAAGUCCCCCGAUGUAAGUCCUAACCUUAAUUCCAAACCAAUUGCAGAGAAAAGUUUACCAUCUCCUCGAGAUACUUCAAGACCUGCGCCGGUCGAAACAGAGGAGCGUUCUGGUACACCCACAGUGGACGAACCAGGCGCCCCACCUGCUGCAGCACCGCCGCCUUUCGUGAAUAUGAUAAACGGUGGUGAUAACUUUUCACCGUAUUCAGUCCCACCUCCUAUUGAUCUUCCACAGCAUCCCAUUCCUGCGAUGCACUCGGCGAGUUUACCAUUGCAGGGGUACGACCAGCCGCCGCGCGUGAACAUGCAUUAUAACCAGCCGCCGAUGAGCCAUUAUCCGCCGCCGAACUAUCGUAUCCCGCCGCCGGGUCAACACAAUUACAUGUACAAUCCGCCGCCGCGUAAUAACAUGUAUGAUAUACCACAUACCGCUCAGCACGGUAUGCCACCACAGGAGAACUACUAUCCCAACAAUAAUAGGGCACGUCCUCGGGAGUAUCCUGUGCGGCCAAUCAACGUGCGGACACCUCCGGGCAUCAUUGAUGAUCCAUUGGAGGCGUUCAAUCGUAUGCUGGCCGAGAAGGACGAGCGCGAGAGACGUGCCAAAGCCAACCGGAAGGGUCGAAGCUACAGUCGGAGUUCUUCACGGAGUUUUAGUCGUUCUCCACUGCCUAGGAGAAGAUCUUCUCGAUCACCACGCAGGCGGAGCCGUAGUAAUUCGUUCAGUAUUAGCAGAUCUCGCUCACGUUCUUACUCUUCUAAUCAUCGCACUUCUCCAUACCGGGAUUACUCGCCGCGGAGACGUGUCAACAGCAGGUAUCGUACUUCACCGCAAACAUCGCCGUCGAGGUAUCGCUACAGGGACGCACCUGAUCGAGAGCGGGAAAGGGAUAGGGAACGUGAUCGUGAACGAAGGUACAAUUCCAGGGAGCGUGAGAGGGCUGCAGAUAUACGACCAAGGGAACGCGAACGAGAACGUGGGCGUGAAAAUGACUAUGGGCCGCCGCGGAUGGAUAUGGAGUCGAGGGAUUAUUCACAACGUCCGCAGUCGUUGUUGGGUGUUGGACCAGGGCCGGGAUCUGGCCCUCCGGAUGGGUAUAACUAUUAUAAUAAUAAUUAUGAUCGCGGGGAACAAUCACGACCUGGUGGACCGAAGUGGCUGCAGGGAGCUGGUAGGCAUGAGUAUUAUCUACCACACUCCCAUCCGCCGGCACACCAGAUCCACCACUCGGAUCAGCAAAUUUCACCGUACCAUCAGCAUCAUUCUUCUGGUAAUGCCCCGCCGCCCAUGUCAAACAGGUACCCAUCACAUGAUUACCCGCAGAACAAUCAAAAUCCUCCUCCUUUGAUGUCGAAUGUAUUCCCUGCUGAAAUUGGUCCUCCAUCACUGCUCCAACAGCAGCCUUUCAAUGAUGUGCUGCCACCUGGCAUUGACCAACCACUCCCACCUGGCGAAGAUCUACCUCCGCGUUACGGUGGGCAUGUCCGACCACCUGCAGACCAUAGCGAGAACUCAAAUGCGCCUGGAGAUGGCCGAAGUGUUGACAGAGGUAGGGAACGUGAGCGCGAUCGCGAACGACAAGAUAUUCACCCGCAUGUCCCACGCGAUAAAGAAAGGGAUCGGGAUAGAGAUCGUGAAAGGGAUCGGCGUGGACACAGUCGUGAUCGAGAACAACGGGAUCGUGGUAGGACAGGGGAACGGGAGCGCGAUCGGGGUCGGGAUAGGGAAAGUACCAAUGACAAAUCAAAAGAGCGACAUAAUAGUCGUUCACCCAGUAGACAAGCGAGUUCUUCUCAAAAGAGAAAGUCACGCAAUGACAGUCCCAAGAAUAGUGAUGACAAGAAAAAAGACAAAGAUAAGGAUAAGGACAAGGGUAAAGAAAAAGAGCGCGCAACAUCCGAUGAAGAAAAGUCCAAGAAAUACAAGGAUAAGAAGAAGAAGCGUGAGAAGAAGGACAGCGAUAAAAAGAAAAAGAAAGAUAAAAAGGACAAAAAGGAUCAACACAAGAAAGAGGAACGCGAGCAACGUAAAGAGGAGAAGGGUAAAGACCGUGAUAAGCCUAAAGACGGUAGUGCAGUAGUCGAGCAGCAAUUAACCAACUCAAUGUCUGCACCUGAAACAACUGCAGUCCCUAGUUCUUCUGCCGAAGAACCCAAACUGUUGCCAAUGAUACAGAGUUCUCAAAAGGAAGAGAACUCUACCCUUUUACUCGACUGCUCCGACAUUCCUCUGCAAGAUCAUCUCGACUUGUUGAGAGCGGACGAUUCUUCAAUUCCAUAUGAACCGGUACCCGCUGAUGAAGUCCGGACGAGGACAUCCAUUUCUCCAGUUGAGAUAAAUCCCUGCAAGGUGACCACUCCGGAAUUACUCACGAAUCCACCGAAACCCGACGAGGAUGUCUUGGAGUUGUACACCGGAGAACUCAAGUCUGAAUUAGACAAGGAGAUGUUGGCUCCUCUGCCCGAACCGUCCAAGUGGGAAGUGGAUGAUGACCACUCACAGAACAGCGCGACAGAGAACGAGGCUACAUUCGACAAGUCAAAGGUCACUCAGGAUGUGCUCAAACGCGCCGAGAACGCGAUUUUCGCCAAGGCGAUCAACGCCAUCCGCCCGAUCGAAAUUAAAAAGAUCAGCGGGGAUCGGGCCAAGCUGUAUUCGGGCGAAAAGGAUAAAGAGGAGGUGUCUCCGUCCAUGAAGGAAGAGAAUAAUCCUAAAGAGAAGCUGAAAGAACAAGACAGCGAGAAGGACCAGCCCAAACCACCACCAGCGCGACUUUCGGUAAAGGAACGCCUUGGACACAAAGUUGAUGACUUGGAGAGGAUUGUGCGUAUUGGUCACAAAGAACCACACAGGUCACGUACCAUAAGUCCCAAUUCUAAGCGGGCUUUGGAAAAUAAAGAGAGACGCAUCACGGAGGUGGACACACGAGCUGGGCGUCGUGGGGGCGGUGGUGUGGACGAUAGAAGUCGAGAAAGGGAACGCGACAGAGAUCGCCGCGAUCGCGGACGAGGCGAUAGACGUGAAGGGCGAAGAAGCAGUCGGGAUCGCGAGGCGGAGUAUCGCAAGGACGACAAAUUAAACAUGGGUAACAAGGAGCGAAUCCGUAAUCGUCUGGGAGAACGCGAAGAUAUUCGGGACCGUGGACCAGGCCCAUCUGUAAAUCGAUCAACCAGUGACAAACGGAAACGUAGCCGGUCAAACAGCGCCUCGUUUUCGAAAGACCGAAAAGAAGAACGGCAUCGAAAAAAAGAGAAAAAGACAAAACGGGACAAAGACAAAGAGGGUACCCGAGAGGCAGAUAAGGAGCGUGAACGAACCAGAGAUCGAGAACGUGAUCGACGGAAGCGUAAAGAAACCGAAAUCGGUCCGCCAACAAAAGACAAACCCAUGGAGGAAAUGAAACAUAACGAGAAUAGAACAAUGGUUAUGAAUGGUGAAAUUGUAGGUCCUUCACAUGCAGUGCUGCCGCCUGAAAUCACCCGCAAAGAUAUCCUGAACGAACAAGACUUCGUACCCGACUACGAUGCUGAAUCCGAGCAUGAGCAAGCGCCGCAGUCUCUGGAAGAAUCGAAAAAGCCGGAUUCGCCCGCAAAGAAAAAACGUACGGAGAGUUUAUCAAAUAGCUCAUCGGAUUCAAGCAGCGACGACGAGCGCAAACGCAAAAAGUAUAAAAAGCACGCUAAGAAAAAGAAGCGUCACGAUUCAUCAUCAUCUACUUCCAGCGAUAGCAGCUCCAGCGAUGACGACAAGGAGAAAACCGCCAACAAGCGGCGCAAGCACAAGAAGAAGAAGAAGAAAAAGAAGAGCAAGCACAAGUCCUAAAAAUGGCGGCCGGCCCUGCCAGAUAGCAAAGUGAUAUGUGUAUGAGCGAAUGUAUGAAUGUACGAUUGUGAGAAUGAUGCGGCAGCAUGUGGAGACCGCCUCCGGUGAUAGAUGAACUAUAGUUACGGCGACGCGGGUGACAUCGUCCCCACAAUGUGCUGUCCUUUGGCGUGUGGUGAGUGUUUGCUGUCAUUGUACUUUAUGUCUAUUCGCCUGAACAGGUUUAUUAAUUGCCACAAUUGUCGCGGUGGGUUUACGCGCCGCGAAUGAUUGCAUUUUGUAUCAGGCUGCAGUCAUUCUUGCGACAAAUAAAGCCGUUGCGAUUCUGUGCGUAUAUGAAUAUAUAAUAAUUUAAGGAUUUAUAGCUGCAAGGAAUUUAUAUAUAUGACUUUUAUUUACUGAUUUGGUUUGCUCCGCUUUACAAACUUACAGCCAGGAAAAUAUAUCUAUAUAUGAUGCGUGCGAUUGUAAUUGUAAGGGCGACUAAAUAAAUUCAAACUGAUCAAUUA
Molecule: messenger RNA, 5898 nt
Organism: Dalotia coriaria
Lineage: Eukaryota; Metazoa; Arthropoda; Insecta; Coleoptera; Staphylinidae
Gene: snama
Product: something that sticks like glue
Exons: 7
Coding region: 305-5389 (1694 amino acids)
Biological process (GO): protein ubiquitination; ubiquitin-dependent protein catabolic process
Cellular component (GO): nucleus
Molecular function (GO): ubiquitin protein ligase activity; zinc ion binding; nucleic acid binding
Source: RefSeq, a predicted model, not a curated record